AUGGCGAGCAAAAAGAUGAAUGUGCUGGUAUACUCCGGAAACGGCAGCACCACAGAGUCCGUCCGCCACUGCCUCUACACUCUACGGCGCCUCCUAUCCCCAUCUUACGCCGUCAUCCCCGUAACAGGCGACACCCUCAUCAAAGAACCCUGGUUCAGCACAUGCGCUCUACUCGUCUUUCCCGGCGGCGCCGAUCUAGGCUACUGUCGCACACUCAACGGCGAAGGCAACCGCCGGAUUAGUCGGUAUGUAAACGCCGGUGGUUCUUAUCUCGGUUUCUGCGCCGGAGGAUACUACGGUAGCAGUAGAUGUGAAUUCGAAGUAAACGACCCCAAAAUGGCUGUUGAAGGAGAGAGGGAACUGGGUUUCUUUCCUGGGACGUGUAGGGGAUUGGCGUUUGAGGGGUUCAAGUAUGCGAGUGAAGCUGGGGCGAGGGCGGCGGAAAUUAAGAUUGAGAAAGGUGCUUUUGAGGGUGUUGAUGAGGGGGUAGGCGAUGUGUUCAAGAGCUAUUAUAAUGGUGGGGGUGUUUUCGUUGAUGCAAAGAAGCUGGAGAGUAGGGGAGUGCAGAUCUUGGCGAGUUAUACGGAGGACUUGCAUGUUGAGAGUGGGGAGGGGAAGGCCGCGGUUGUGUAUCGGAAGGUUGGUGAGGGGCAUGCGGUUGUUACUGGGCCGCAUCCUGAAUUCGCGCCCCAAAACUUGAGCAAGAUCCCCAGCUUACCUUCGUAUGCUUCCGUUAUCAGCGACAUCGCAGCCACAGAUGCCACUCGACUUGACUUCAUGCGCUUAAUCCUCCGCAAACUUGGGCUGCAGGUCAAUGAGCAGGAACAAGCGGUACCGUCCCUUUCCCGUCUGCAUCUCACCGCUCAUAACCUAUCAGACGUCGCUGACCUCGUCGCUACGUGGAGUGAAAUCAUCACUGUAGUUGAUGGCGAUGAGUAUAUUAAGGGCGAGAACGAUGUGUUUCGCAUCGAGAAGGAGGGUAGUGCAUGGAGCGUCAAGGAGUUGAAGAGGGCUGUUAGCGCUGUGUCGGAGAAGCUGCCUACUCUUGCUUCUGUUACUAACAGUAGCAAAGAGAGUGUUGAAGAACAAACUCGAGAAAAGGAGGACGAUAACAAGAAGAAACCCAAAACACCAGAGGAGGAGAUACAGGAAUGUGUCGCGUACACCUCCGCCACCUCCCCCGACCAAAUCGUAUCCUACGAGAAGAUCGUGAAGGUCAUAAUGCCUCACGAGAAGGCUUUGCCAUCAGCUGAAGAGACGAAAUUCCACCACGAAUCCUUCUACGCAAACCUCCACCACUACCACACCAAGCUCCGCAACCCGAACGCUUCCUUCGGCAAACACCUCAUCUACGGCGAAGUCGUAACAUCCACUAACACGCUCCUCGAGAAGAACCCGUCUUUAUUACGCAGCCUCCCCAACGGCUUCACCAUAACAGCAACCACGCAAAUCGCGGGUCGCGGCCGCGGAAACAACGUCUGGAUCGCGCCGCCGGGGGCGCUGAUGUUUAGUACCGUGCUGCACCAUUCCUUCACGCUGAGUCAGAGUGCGCCCGUGGUGUUUGUGCAGUAUCUUGCUGCACUGGCUAUCGUCCAGGGCAUACAGAACUACGCGCCGGGCUACGAAAAAAUACCCGUGAAGCUAAAAUGGCCAAAUGAUAUCUACGCGCAGUUACCUGGUUCUUCGAAUAACCCCGUUGUCAAAAUCGGAGGCAUUCUGGUGAAUAGCAGUUAUUCGGGGAGUACGUAUGAUGUCGUCACAGGCAUUGGACUCAAUCUGAGUAAUGCGGCGCCGACUACGAGUCUCAACCUCCUCGCCAAGUCUCUGAACCCGCCGUUGAAGGACUUUACGGAGGAGAAGUUGCUGGCGAGUAUACUUGCGCAUUUUGAAACCCUCUACUCCACAUUCACACAAUCCGGGUUCACGCGCGAGAUGGAAGAAUUCUACUACGCCAACUGGCUUCAUACGGACCAAUUGGUUACACUGGAGAGUGUGGAUGGGGUGGAGACGGGGAUGAAGGCGAGGAUAAAGGGGAUUACGCGUGAUUGGGGGUUGUUGCUUGCAGAGGAGAUGAGGGAGGUGGAUGGACGGGGGACGGGGAGAGUGGUGCAGGUGCAGAGUGAUGGGAAUAGCUUUGAUUUCUUUAGGGGGUUGGUUAGGCGGAAGGUGUGA
This is a messenger RNA of Alternaria arbusti, 2172 nucleotides long. RefSeq lists its product as uncharacterized. Bases 1 to 2172 code for a protein of 723 amino acids. Gene Ontology annotation, cellular component: cytoplasm. Gene Ontology annotation, biological process: protein modification process. The transcript is spliced from 3 exons. Lineage: Eukaryota; Fungi; Ascomycota; Dothideomycetes; Pleosporales; Pleosporaceae. Gene Ontology annotation, molecular function: biotin--[biotin carboxyl-carrier protein] ligase activity. The record is from RefSeq and is a predicted model, not a curated record.